UUUACAAAAUAUAACUGUAGUUAAACGUGUCAGUAUUCAUUCAUGCUUGUGGGUGAGUGCUGCAGUAGUUUCAUACUAGAUGUUGAUUCCACUGACCAAAUGUAGGUCACUGGAUUUAUCAGUCAGAGUGGAUCAGGAGAGAAGAGAUUAUCUAUCUAUCUAUCUAAUUAUCUAUCUAUCUUAAAAUCAGUGGCUUUUUAGACAUAUUUUUUUCUGUUUUUUCAUGAUGUAGAUCAACAACAUUACGGUUAGGGCUCGUACAGUGUGGAUACAUCGUACAGGCCAGACAGGUUGAGCAUUGGUGCACACAUACCGAUGAUGAUGUUGUUUUAUUUAUUCACUGUUGGUGGUGCUGUUGCCUAAGCAGACUCUUGAUCUAACAUCAGCCUUUUCCCGAGUCGCCGCCCGUCUCCGAAGUACACAGGCGAUGGUGGUCUUUAUAAGGCUGUACCAUGCAUGGUGGCGUUGUAUGGAUUUGACUGAAAUAUAAGACAAAAUAUGCAGUCAAUAUUGUGAGCGAGAUACGAAGCCUUUCUCUCUCUGUGCGGAUAACUGUGUAGCUGUGGAUCUCAUAUUCAUCGGGAGGAAAUGGAUGCUCUGAAGAGUAAAGGCGCCUCGUUGGACUGGAGAGUCUCCAUUUUGCUUUUCUGUGUUGUUGCUGCGGUCAGCGGACAAAUUCGUUAUUCUAUACCAGAAGAGAUGAGGAAAGGGCUGUUUGUCGGGGACGUCGCAAAAGACCUGGGCCUGGACGUUAAAAGGUUGGUUUCAGGUCGGGCUCGACUUGUUAUAGAUGAUGAAAACCAGUACGUCGCGUUGAACCAGAACAAAGGGCAUAUCGUUGUCAAUGAAAGAAUUGACAGAGAAAAAUUAUGCGCCAAGAAAUCGCCUUGUAGCUUUAGUCUAGAAAUUGUUCUAGAAAAUCCACUUGAAUUGUUUUCCAUUACCAUCGAAAUUCAAGAUAUAAACGACCAUGCUCCUGCUUUUCCCAGAAAGGAAAUGAAUUUGGAAAUAAGCGAAUCGACGCCCACUGGGACUCUAUUCUUGCUUGAUAGCGCAGUGGAUCCCGACGUAGGAAUAAAUUCACUGCAAACUUACUCUUUGAAGGCAAACGAUCAUUUUGUUCUAAAACAACACACUCGGACAGACGGGAGUAAAUAUGCUGAAAUGAUGCUUCAGAGCGGUUUGGACCGCGAGAAGCAAAGCGAGCAUACGCUCAUAUUGACGGCUGCGGAUGGUGGGGAGCCGCAGAGGUCUGGGACAGUCAAGAUUUAUGUAUCUGUUCUGGACGCGAACGACAACGCACCUGUUUUUACACAGUCCGUUUACAAAGCGUCUGUCUUGGAAAAUGUUUUGCGAGGCACAGUUAUUGCCAGAGUCAGUGCUACGGAUGCGGACCAAGGUUACAACGGUAACGUCACGUACUCUUUCACCCACCUGGAGGGUGACUCCUCCUGUCCUUUCGAAAUAAAUUCUUACACGGGAGAGGUUAAACUCACCGGUGACAUCGAUUACGAGAUUUCUUCAAAUUACGAAAUCAACCUUCAAGCGAAAGACCCAUGGGGUGUAGUGGGUGUCAGCAAAUUAAUCAUUGAGAUAGGAGAUGUUAAUGAUAACCGUCCAGUAAUGACUUUGGCUUCAUAUUCUGGUAAAAUCUCAGAGGAUUCUGCUCCUGGCACAGUUGUGGCGCUCAUUAGUGUUCAAGAUAAAGAUUCAGCUAAAAACGGACAGGUUCAUUUAAAUAUAGAUGAAAAUCUCCCGUUUAAAAUCAAAUCGUCUCUCAGAAAUUAUUACACGUUGGUCACGGAGCAAAAUCUUGACAGGGAAAAGCGUUCCAGGUACAACAUCACCCUCACUGCUACAGAUGAGGGCUUACCUGCCUUAUCAAGUCAGAAAAUUGUUGUUUUAGACGUUACUGAUAUUAAUGACAAUGCACCAGCUUUCAGCCAAAGCGUCUACAGCACUCAGGUAAUGGAGAACAAUUCUCCUGGUCUUACUCUGUUGCAGAUACAUGCCACAGAUCCAGAUCAGGGCCAGAAUGCACGCAUAUCAUAUUUUCUUCAUGACGAAGAGGUUGGUGGGAAUCCAGUCUCCGCGUAUUUCUCCAUCAAUACGGAGACUGGAAUCAUUCAGUCUUUGCGUUCACUUGACUAUGAACAAGUAAAAGAGUAUAAAAUAAGAGUUAAAGCUCAAGAUGGAGGCUCGCCACCACUAAGUUGUAACACAACGGUGAUUGUGCGUGUCCUGGACCAGAACGACAACCCUCCUCAGGUCCUGUACCCAGUCCAGACCGGCGGCUCUAUGGUGGCCGAGAUGGUGCCUCGUUCAGCAGAUGUGGGCUACCUGGUGACUAAAGUGGUGGCUGUUGAUGUGGACUCUGGGCAGAAUGCGUGGCUGUCGUAUAAACUGCAGAAAGCCACAGACAGGGCGCUGUUUGAAGUGGGCUUACAGAAUGGAGAAAUAAGAACUAUCCGCCAAGUGACUGAUAAAGAUGCUGUGAAACAAAGACUGAGUGUUAUAGUGGAGGACAACGGGCAGCCCUCUCGUUCAGCUACAGUCAUUGUUAACGUGGCGGUGGCGGACAGCUUCCCUGAAGUGCUGUCGGAGUUCACUGACUUUGCACACGACAAGGAGUACAAUGACAAGCUGACUUUUUACUUAGUGUUGGCUUUGGCUGUAGUUUCCUUCCUGUUCAUCACGUGUUUGGUGGUUAUUAUAUCAGUGAAAAUCUACAGAUGGAGACAGUCUCGCAUCCUGUAUGAGUCCAAGCUCCCUGUGAUUCCAUAUUAUCCACCACGUUACUCAGACACUUUGGGGACAGGGACUCUGCAACACGUGUACAAUUACGAGGUGUGCAGGACGACUGACUCCAGAAAGAGUGACUGUAAGUUCGGCAGAGCUGGUAGUCAGAACGUGUUGAUAAUGGAGCCCAGUUCUACAGGGACGAUGCAGCGGAUACAGAGUGACAAGAGCAUCCUGGACGAGCCAGACUCUCCUCUAGAGGUUAGUUUAAGAAUCUAGCUUCGUUUUUGUGUCG
Scatophagus argus is the source of this 3034-nucleotide messenger RNA. Its product is annotated as protocadherin gamma-A10-like. Gene Ontology annotation, biological process: homophilic cell-cell adhesion. Gene Ontology annotation, cellular component: plasma membrane. Bases 589 to 3018 code for a protein of 809 amino acids. The transcript has a single exon. NCBI's taxonomy places the organism in Eukaryota, Metazoa, Chordata, Actinopteri, Scatophagidae. The record is from RefSeq and is a predicted model, not a curated record. Gene Ontology annotation, molecular function: calcium ion binding.